Molecule: messenger RNA, 936 nt
Organism: Sciurus carolinensis (gray squirrel)
Lineage: Eukaryota; Metazoa; Chordata; Mammalia; Rodentia; Sciuridae
Product: olfactory receptor 7E24-like
Exons: 1
Coding region: 1-936 (311 amino acids)
Biological process (GO): G protein-coupled receptor signaling pathway
Cellular component (GO): membrane
Molecular function (GO): olfactory receptor activity; G protein-coupled receptor activity
Source: RefSeq, a predicted model, not a curated record
AUGAGUAUAGUGGAACAAAAUCUAACAAGUGCCUCAGAAUUCCAUCUCCUGGGACUCUCAGAGGAUCCAGACCUGCAGCCCAUCCUCUUUGGACUGUUCCUGUCCAUGUACCUGGUCACAGUGCUUGGAAACCUGCUCAUCCUCCUGGCUGUCAGCUCUGACUCCCACCUCCACACCCCCAUGUACUUCUUCCUAUCCAACCUGUCCUUGGUUGACAUCUGCUUCAUUUCCACCACAGUUCCCAAAAUGCUCAUGAACAUCCAAAUUCACAGCAGAGCCAUCUCCUAUGUGGGCUGCCUGACUCAGAUGUCUCUUUUUAGCAUUUUUGUGUGUAUGGAUAGUCUGCUUCUCAGUGUGAUGGCCUAUGACAGAUUUGUGGCCAUCUGUCACCCCCUGCAGUAUCCAGUCAUGAUGAACCCUCAUGUCUGUGGAGUCUUGGUUUUUGUGUCUUUUUUGUUUAGCAUUUUGGACUCUCAGCUCCACAAUUUGAUUACUUUACAAUUUAUCUAUCAUAAGAAUGUGGAAAUUUCUGAUUUCUUCUGUGACCCAUCUCAACUUCUUCAUCUUAUCUGUUUUGACACCUUCACCAAUAAUAUAGUCAUGUAUUUUACUGAUGUCGUGUUUGGGUUUUUCCCCAUUUCAGGUAUUCUCUUCUCUUACUAUAAAAUUGUUUCCUCUGUUCUAAGAAUCCCAUCCACAGGUGGGAAGUUUAAAGCCUUCUCCACCUGUGGGUCUCACCUGUCCAUUGUUGGCUUAUUUUACACAACAGGUCUCGCAGUGUACCUUGGUUCAGCCAAGUCACCUUCUUCCAAGAAGGAGGUAGUGUCCUCAGUGAUGUACACUGUGGUCACUCCUGUGCUGAAUCCUUUCAUCUAUAGUCUGAGGAACAGGGACAUUAAAAACGCCCUGAAAAGUUUCCACAGCAGAACAUUCUAA